AUGGACUUUAAGCAAUUAUAUGAUGAAAUGUGCCAAAAAUACCAGUAAAUGGAGGAAGAAUAUAAUCAGUUUAUUGAAGAAAGUCAAAUUUUGGAAGAUCAAUAAUAGAAGAACAUUGAGACUUUAAACAAACAACUAGCGCAAACCUAAAAUUAGUUAUUGUAACAAAAAGAAGAAACACAAAAAGCAAGAAAUGAACUAUAAUAGAUUCAAAAUCAAUUAGAAAAACAAUUAGCAAAAAAGGAAGCUCAAAUUUAAGAGUUUUAAAAAAUUGUGCAAUCUCUGAAAAUAUAGAUCAUCGACUUAGAAGUUGAUUAAGAUCUAAAUAAAAAUAAGAUUAGGUAGCUGGAAGAAACCAAUAAAGAUUUAGAAAUUAAACUAGAUAAAGUUUUAGAGUAAUUAGCAAUGGCUUAAACCGAUUUAGAGAAUAACAAACUUCAAUCUUAGGAAGAGAUUGAGCGUCUAAGGCAAACAUUAAAAGAAAAUCAAGACGAAUUGUUUGCAGCAAAAAGCUCUAGAGUUAGUAUAACAACUUCAAUUCCAGAAGUUGUAAAAAUGCCUAAGAUUGAUUCUUUAAGAGCAAAUGCAGCUGGAUUUAACAAAAGUCUGACUUUAAUAUAAGCUUUGAUUAAAGAUCUUGAUGAUAAAAUGACAUUAAUUAGAUAACCUAAGCCAUGA
This is a messenger RNA of Paramecium tetraurelia, 678 nucleotides long. RefSeq lists its product as uncharacterized. Gene Ontology annotation, biological process: chromosome segregation; mitotic centrosome separation; establishment of mitotic spindle orientation. Gene Ontology annotation, cellular component: kinesin complex; centrosome; kinetochore. The record is from RefSeq and is a predicted model, not a curated record. The transcript is spliced from 4 exons. Gene Ontology annotation, molecular function: microtubule binding. NCBI's taxonomy places the organism in Eukaryota, Ciliophora, Oligohymenophorea, Peniculida, Parameciidae.